AUGCAAUGCUCCCGGCCUGCGCUCUCAAUAGCCGCGUGGUCAGGCGGUCUGGUAGGGUUUAGUGACGCCGUGGCGCAGGCGGUGCAACGGAAGAAAAAGGUGGGGAGAGAAGGAGGAGGGAAUGUGACGCCAGUGCGGUGCAUGUUAGCGACACGUGCCAUUUGUAGAGGAGAGAAACUUUGCGUCGUCCCAGAGUCCCAUAUUCUGCACGGUGAGAAUGCCGCCAGGCUCUUGCAACGGGCCGCGGCAGAGCGACUCCUUUCGGAUUACGUUACCACGCAACGUUGCCUGGCGAAUGUGACAGGCGACACUUCUAUCAUCUCGACACGAGAUGCGUUGCUGAUCCUCCUUGCCGUACAUGUUUUGAGGCAAGGUCACAUGAAACAUCCAUUAACGCCAUGGUCCGCAUGCCUCCCGCCGCGAGUACCGCCAAUGGGUGUAUUGCUGCAGCAACGUCAUCAACAUCAUGCGGGGACGGCGUCCUUUGAGCCACUGCAGCGACGUCUACGCAUGGGAGAGCAGACGAUCGUUUUGAAUCCAGGCGAGGACGACACCAAAAAAGCCUCCACGGAGCUCAUACUGCAGGCCGCUGAGCAGUACGGCAUCGGGUGCGUCGGAAAGCCGCAGACGGAAGUGGCACCAUCGCAGACUUUGAUGACAUCAUUUUACCGAGGCACUCGUCAUCCGUUGACGCGGCGGCAACACGAGGCAUAUGCUGCAAAACGCCGUCACGUCCUUUCUGCGGAGACACAGCAACUGUUGCAGCUAGAGGAGUCGCUCCACCGCAUUGUUAUCGAACCGCUUCUUCCAUGUUUGUUGUCUGAGAGUAGUGAGUGCCGCAAUAACGAUACUGGCGAUGGCACUCUUCUUCCUGAAGAAUGUGAUUCCGAGAAAAAAAUGGCUGUGAUCGAGCAACUGCGCUGGUCGCACUUUAUGGUACGCUCCCGCGCGGUGAAUUUGCAACUUCAACGUCACUACCAGCCUCAAAUUGCGCUAGUUCCGUUUCUUGACAUGCUCAAUCACUCUGUGAGGGAUGCCAAUGUGGCGUACCAGUACCGUUCUGGCGUGGGCGUCGUUGUUGUUGCAUCACGACCAAUUAAGGCCACAGAAGAGUUGACAAUUAAUUACGGUGAUUACAGGCAACGGGGCUGCCUUUUUUCCUAUGCCCAGGAGCACAAAACGGGUGGGGAAGAGAUCAGCGCAGCCAUGCGCCGCAUCGAAUCGCGUCAAAUGCGGGAGUGGGAUGAUUCCCCAAAUGACGAUAACGCUGACGACCUUGUGGAGGCCCCAUUCGGUCAUGGGAUGCAGCAACAACAACACGCAUCCGAUGUAGACAGUAACGAAGAGGCACGGACGGAAGCAACGUGGUUGUGGCGCUUUGGUUUUUCACGCACCGACGACGAGAAGGCGUACAUUGCGUCACGACUGUGGAGUAAAGGCCUGCGGCGACGCAUUGCUCAGCUGACGGACGUGCGCCGGAAAGGGCGGCCUGGUGAGUUUGUCAUUGGGGUGCCAGAGGGGCUGCAGCAGCUGCGCGAGCAGCGCGAAAGGCUAGAGCGGGAGCGCUUUGGCGGCGCCGCGGUGUUUCCUCCACAGAACGUGUAA
Messenger RNA from Trypanosoma cruzi, 1605 nucleotides. RefSeq lists its product as uncharacterized. The transcript has a single exon. The coding region runs from base 1 to 1605 and encodes 534 amino acids. The record is from RefSeq and is a predicted model, not a curated record. Lineage: Eukaryota; Euglenozoa; Kinetoplastea; Trypanosomatida; Trypanosomatidae. Gene Ontology annotation, molecular function: protein binding; protein-lysine N-methyltransferase activity. Gene Ontology annotation, biological process: peptidyl-lysine monomethylation.